AUGGAUUGGAUAUUUUCAACUAGAAAUAAUGAUAUCAUUUCAAAACGUUGUAAAUUAACUUUUCCAACUUUAAAAGCUUUAUUAUAUUUAACUGGUAGAAGUGAUCAAUUAUUUAAUAUUGAAAUUUUAACAAAUUAUUUUAAUAAUUUAGAUAAUAAUAAUUUAGAUGGUAAUAAUAAUAAUAAUAAUAACUCAAAUAAUAAAAAUAGUAAUAAUAAUAACGAUGAUUUAGUAUUUAAACAUUGUGGUAGAUUACUUUAUGAAGUUAUUCAAAGAGGUGAUUUAGAUUUUAUAAAUAAAUUUAUGGAACGUUAUUUUUCAGUAUUCAGAGAAAUUCAUACAUUUGAAAAGAUUUUACCACAAAUAGAACAACAACAACAACAGCAACAACAAAAAUUAAUAGUACCAAAAGUAGAUAGUAAAAUUCAAAAUCAAUCAAAUUUAACAACCUCAACUACAACUUUAGCUUCAACUUCAAUUACAACUACAACAACUACUUCAAAAUCUUUAGAAAAUUCUAUUCAAAAUAAAUCAGAGAUUAAAGAUAUUGAAAUGGAUGAUAGUUAUAAUCCUACAUUAGAUAAAGAAGUGAAGCUGACAAGUGAUAUAACUAUUGAACCACCACUGAGUAAAUUGUCAACUAAUUGUAAUAAUAAUAAUAAUGAUGGUAAUCUUGAUGAAAAUGAAAAAAUCAUUGGAACAAUUGAUGAAUAUUUUAAAAAAGAAUUAAUAUCAGAAACUUAUAAAACUAAUCCUUAUGGUAUUAAUGAAAAAAAUGAUAAUGAUGACAACGACAACAAAGAUGAUGAUGAUGAUGACGAUGAUGAUGAUGAUAAUCAUAAUAAUACACUAAAACCAUAUAAGGUUAUAGAUUUUAAAAGAGGUAGAACAAAAAAAGAUGAUAGAAAAGAAAAGAAAAAAUUAAAAUUAGAAAAAGAUAUUGAAAAGAAAAGAAUUGAAAAAGAAAAACAUAUUGAAAAACAAAGAAAAGAAUUUGAAAAAGAAAGAAAAAUCCAAGAAAAAGAGAAAAAUAAACAAGAAGAAAUUGAAAAAAAAGAAAAAUUAAAACAAGAAAUGAAAAAAUCAAAACCCUCAAAAAAAGAUUUACAAUUGAUCAAGUACAAUCAAUUUGGUCCAAAAGAAAUGAUUAAAUAUCGAUUGAUACCACCUCAAGAGUUUCCAAAUUCAAAAAUUCAAUUCCUUUUAACUUUUUUAAGUUUAUUAUCAAAGUUUGGUAGAUUAGAUAUCAUCAAAUAUUUAGAUCAAAAGUAUCCUUUUCUUUUAUCAAAGAAAUCAAGUUUAAAAAAUCAUAGUGCAAAAAUUGAACAUCGUCUCUUGAAUCCAAUUUUCACAAAGUCAGAUUUGGUUAAAAUUUUAUUAUUAGAUUCCUUAAAACAACUUGAAUCAUUACAAAAUAAUAAAAUUGAUUUAAAUAAAUCAUCAAAUGCAGUACCAAACAAUGUAUUAAAAACAUCAACAAAUUCAAUUCCAGAAAAUAAAGGUUUAAAAUCAUCAACAACAAAUUUAAAUAAGAGUGCUGGUUUAAAAUUAAGUCAAUUAUUUGUUAAUCCAUUAUUAUAUAGUGUUGCCUCUGAAGAUCAUAUGGUACUUCAGGUUUCACCAUCUGAAAAGCCACCAUCGCCACGUGAUAUUGAAGCUGCAAAUAAUGAAGAGGAUGACGAUAGCGAUAAUAUUCCAAUGAAUAAGGUUGAUUCCAAUUUAACCACUACUCCUGGUGGUGAAAAUAAUAAUAAUGAUGAUGAAGAAAUUACAGAUGAUGGUAAUGUUAAAGUUGUUCAAAGAAAUAAAUAUUUACAAAAAUGGGAUGAGAUUUGGUCUAAAUUUCAAGGUAUUAUUUUAUUGGUACUUAGUGCUGGUCUUUUUUCAGUUAUGGCAUUAGCAGUUAAACAACUUUCAAAAGAAUUAUCAUCAUUAGAGAUUACUUUCUUUCGUCCAAAAGAAAAGCGUUUAUUCUUAUCAUUACGUGGUCUUUCAGGUACUAUUGGUUUAUGCACUUAUUUCUAUACCAUCACAGUUUUACCAUUAUCAGAAGCUGUAAUCAUUUCAUUCACUAAUCCAGUUAUGACCGCUGCAUUAGCUGCGGUACUAUUAAAAGAGAAAUGGGGACCAGUUCAAGCAAUAUGUGCAUUCUUAUCAUUAUGUGGUAUUACAGUUAUUUCAAAACCAUCAUUCCUUUUCCACGAUGAUCAUAAUGAUGGUUCAAGUGCAAGUCAUGCUGAAAGUGAUCCACAUAAAUUAUUAUAUAUUUUUAUAGGUAUUAUAGGUGCAUUCUUUGGUGCAAUCUCUUAUAUCGCAGUGAGAAAGGUGUGUCCAAAUGUGCAUGCAUUUGUAUUGGUAACUUAUUUCUCUGGUUUAGCUUCACUAGUUACUUUUCCAUCAGCUUUCAUAUUCCAAACUUUCAAAUGA
Dictyostelium discoideum AX4 is the source of this 2427-nucleotide messenger RNA. RefSeq lists its product as hypothetical. Bases 1 to 2427 code for a protein of 808 amino acids. The transcript is spliced from 3 exons. Lineage: Eukaryota; Evosea; Eumycetozoa; Dictyosteliales; Dictyosteliaceae. The record is from RefSeq and is a predicted model, not a curated record.